GGGUGGGCGCGGUGGGCCCGGACAGACAGCCUGAGGGGGGCUGUGCCGGCCUUGUGGCUCUUUCCGGGGUUUGACAGCCUCAGUGUUAUUAUUCUAAAUGAGCCGCAGUGAUAUUGUUAUAAAUCAAGAGGGGAUAAUUGAGUUUCUCAGCAAGUGGGUGCUAAAGGCUUCUCUGUUGUGAUCAGUUCGUUGGCAUAAGUGUCCUGAGAAAAGAAACGGAGAGCAAGGAUAAGAAAUCACCGAUAGGAGCAAAUGUAAGAAUGAUGAUAAAGAAAAAGAGAAAAGACAUUCAGGAGGAGCCUGUACAGAAGAAGAAAAAGGUGAAGACUGUCAUUAAAAUUGAGGAAGAUGUUAAAACUGUCAUUAAAACUAAGGACAAUGGCCAACUCAAGGAAAAAACUAAGACAAGGAAAAAGGAGAAUUUAAAAGAUGAAUGCUUACACAAAUUUCACUCAAAGAAUACUAAGAAAAACAAGAAGCCGAAAGUUGGCUCUGAAUUAUUCAGAGAAGGUAAUUUAGAAAGCUUUGUAAAUAUAAAAGAUCAUCUGGAUUUACAACUUCAAGAAGAACCAGAGGAACAAAUUAAAAUAUUCAAAAAGAAGAAAAAAAAAGUCCAGUGUCAUUUCUCCUUGGAGAAUAAUGAGGAUAGUGACGUGGAGCUUUCAAAUCAUCGCACAUAUGGUACUAAGAAAAAUGAAUUCUCUUCUAAAAAAAAGAGAAAGCAUACUGCUUUGGAUUUGGAUGGUGAGGUAACAAAGAAAAAAAAGAAGAAAAGCAAAUUUUCAUUAGAGGACAUCCAGGACACUGAACAAAGGCAAUAUGCAAAAGUCUGUAAAAACACCCACAAAUACACUUCACAAAAAGCAGUUUUUAUGUGUGAAGACUAUAACACAGGUAAUGCCCAGGAUGGUGGGGAGAGCUGUGUGAGAAAGAAGAAAAAUAAAAAGAAAGAUAAGUCAGACUGCUUUUUACCACUGGCACAUAAUGAGAGCAACAUGCAUCGAAUUCCUGGUAGCCCCACUGCAUUAAACGACUUCAGAAAAAGGAAGAAACAUAAUUCCUGGGAGUUUACAUGGACAAGCAGAGAGGAAGAGGACAAAAUUAAGAACUUUGAGCAUAUCGAAGAGAGGAAGAAGAAGAAGAAGAAAAAAAAAGCUAUUUAUUCCUCAACCUGUGAAGAUAAGCCAAACUGCAGUCACAGCAUUCCUGAUAAGCAUCUCCCAGCACAGCAAGAAGUUGAGCUUGAGGAAGAAGAGCUGUCUGGAAAGAAACACAGGAAGAAUUUCAAGGAUAAUAAGGAAGUCAGUAAGAAGAAAAAGAAGAAGAUUAAGAAAAAGGAGGAGGAAGGAACAUACUCAGGAGUUUCUUUAGACAAAUACAGUGCUUCUAAAAGCCAAAAAGUACUGCUGGGAAGCAGUAAGAAGAACAAAGAGAGUAAAAUGGAGCGAGCUCAGUGUGUCACAGGGGACACUGUAGAUGGGACAUUAUGCAGUAGUAAUCCUGUCCUGUGUGACAGAAAAAGGAAAAAAAGGGAAAAAGUACCACCACAGGACUUAGCUGAAGAACCAGGUUCAAAAGCAGCUGCAAAAACCAUCAAGACAGAAUCAGAAUGGAAUGAGUCAGUGGAACAUCUAGAUGGUGUAAUUAUUGUGAAGGAAAAGAAAGGAAACUGUGAUGAAAUUAACAUAGACAAGGUGAGGAGGCAGGCCCUGCAAGAAGAAAUUGACAGAGAAUCUGGCAAAACCAAGGCUUUCAGUUCCAAAGUGGGACAGGACUGCCAGAAUGCCUAGAAAGCUGGAAUAUGCCUGAAACAAAUGCCAGAGACAACUCCUGUAGAUCUAACAUAGUGGGAGGGAGUCUGCAUUGCUCUGGAACUGCAACUGUCUAAUAGUCUCUGGAGUCAUUGAGAAAAAUGACAUCCUUGGCAGGAGAUCUCAGCUCUUUGGCACUGAUCUGUCUCUGUUUAGUAGUGUGCAGAAGAAUAGAAGCUGUGAAAACUAAUUCAUCAGCUCCACAAAGUGAGCUGGAAAUGCUUCAGCAGAAGCUGUGUGUAGUGCCUGCCAGCAGCUCACUUAAAAACAGAGUUUUGACAAGCCAUAAUUAUGUUUGCAUCUGUGCAGAUGUCUCCCAUUGCAAAGGGAGGACUUACAUUUAUUUAUUUGUGUUGUGUGUGUAUCUGGAUGUGUGCAUGUGUCUGUGUCACAGACUGGGCUUGUGCAGCAACUUGCAAGGUCAAAAGGCUGAAGGAUUAUGGGUUUCUUCCUUUCAUACCAGGUACUCAGGCCUGUGAUAGUGAAUAUACUCCAGCCUUGCAUUUUUUUAACCUUUUUUUAACCCUGCUGUAGCUUGCCUGCAGUUGUGUAGCAUGCUGUGUGUCAUGCUGUUUGUCUGCUGGAGAAUGACUGUUUCAUGCAAGCUGCAACUGUUCUGUUGGAAGGAUUUCAGGCUGACAUAAACAUAUCACUGAAUUAACUUUUUUUUCCUUUGAUGUAGCCAGCUUAGUCAGUUUAAUUAAUAAUCAGACAUUCUGCCAUUUAGUAUCAUGCCCAGUUUUAAAGAAAAAAUUCUGAGUAAAUCCUGCCAAAAAUAUUUAUAAGUGACUGCAGAGCUAUAGCUCAGGAGUCACACACACCCUUGAAUAAUGAAGCCUGUUCUUAGGUAAGCCAAAAGUUCAUGAACUCUGUAAAUCCUAUGGUGUAUCUGGGGUUUUCCACAAACAGCUGAAAUCUCAUUUUAGCUGGAUAUUGCCUCCCCAGAAAGGGGCCAGAAUCUGCAGACAGAAGAAAAAUCCUGAAGGGGUGAAGUAGUCCAGAGAGUGCAGUUAAAUGCAGAUACAGUAAAUACAAAGAACACAGCAAACUGCAAGGGAGGAGAGGCUUUAAGAGAACUAGACUU
Passer domesticus (house sparrow) is the source of this 2895-nucleotide messenger RNA. It is a transcript of the gene KNOP1, whose product is annotated as lysine rich nucleolar protein 1. The record is from RefSeq and is a predicted model, not a curated record. NCBI's taxonomy places the organism in Eukaryota, Metazoa, Chordata, Aves, Passeriformes, Passeridae. The transcript is spliced from 5 exons. Bases 261 to 1790 code for a protein of 509 amino acids.